UACAGUGCCUUUUUUUAAUGUCUUUCUUUUAGUGCUACAGGCUAGCACCUAAGACACGUUGUGGCUGCCGACAGCUACAGUAUGUGAUUCGAGUGUAAACCGAAGCUACGCAAAUAGCCUGGAGCAGCGUUUUCGAAGUGGAGAAAGUUGAAAGGAAACUACCACGGGAGUGUGGGUUAUCAUGGAAAAAGUGAACAGAGAUAAGACUAACCCGGCAGCGACAGCGAGCAUUUUGUCCAAGAUAUUUUUCUGGUGGCUCAAUCCUUUGUUUCGCAUUGGACGCAAACGCAAGCUGGAGGAAGAUGACAUGUACGAAGUGCUCACAGAGGACAGGUCGGACAAACUGGGACAAGAUCUGCAGAGAUGCUGGGAUCAUCAGCUUCAGAUGGCUACCAAAGAGCUGCGGACACCUAGCCUUGCCAACGGCAUCAUUAAGUGCUACUGGAAACCAUAUGGACUGCUGGGACUCUUUACCCUCAUUGAAGAGGUCAUCAAAGUGAUCCAGCCGGUCAUCUUGGGGAAGAUGAUUCAAUACUUUGAGAAUUAUAAUCCAGAUAACAUGACCGCUCUGUACGAGACUCUGGGCUAUGCAGCUGGCUUGUCUAUGUGCACCAUCUGCCUGGCCUUGACCCAUCACCUCUACUUCUUCCACGUCCAGAGGACGGGCAUGAAGAUCAGAGUGGCCAUGUGUCACAUGAUCUACAAAAAGGCUCUGCGUCUCAGCAGUUCAGCCAUGGGAAAAACCACCACAGGCCAGAUUGUCAACCUCCUGUCCAAUGAUGUCAACAAGUUUGAUGAUGUGACUAUCUUCCUGCACUUUCUGUGGGUCGGGCCCCUCCAGGCUGCGGCGGUGGUGGGAGUGCUGUGGGCGGAGAUCGGCCCAUCAUGCUUGGCAGGGAUGGUGAUUCUCAUGUUCCUGAUGCCCACGCAAACCAUGUUUGGAAGGCUCUUUUCUAAGUUCAGGAGUAAGACCGCUGUCCUCACAGACGAAAGAAUCCGCACAAUGAACGAAGUGGUGUCUGGAAUGAGGAUCAUUAAGAUGUACGCCUGGGAAAAACCCUUUGCUGCUCUGGUCACUGAGGUCAGAAGGAAGGAGAUCUCCAAGAUCAUGAAGAGCUCCUACCUACGAGGCCUUAACAUGGCCUCUUUCUACUGCGCCAGCAAGAUCAUCCUCUUCGUCACUUUCACCCUCUAUGUCCUCCUGGGAAAUACCAUCACGGCCAGCCGUGUGUUUGUGACGGUCUCGCUGUACACUUCUGUGCGACUCACCGUCACGCUCUUCUUCCCAAGUGCCAUCGAGAAGCUGUUUGAGAGCCGUGUCAGCGUCCGCAGGAUCCAGGAGUUCUUAAUGCUGGAUGAGAUCACAAAAGGCCCAGCUGCACUACCAGAGGAUGAGAAGAAAGACGCCUUCGUGGAGAUCCAGGACCUAGUCUGCUACUGGGACAAGAGUCUGGAUGCUCCAUCUCUGCAGAACCUUUCCUUCACUCUGAACUCAAGUCAGCUGUUGGCUGUAAUUGGACCAGUGGGAGCUGGAAAGUCAUCCCUGUUGAGCACCAUCCUGCGAGAGCUGCCUCAUGAAAAGGGGGUGCUGACAGUCAAAGGUCAGCUGACCUAUGCUGCCCAGCAGCCCUGGGUGUUCCCCGGAACCAUUCGCAGUAACAUCCUGUUUGGGAAAGAGUUCAACGCCCAGAAGUAUGAGAGAGUCAUUCGAGCCUGUGCUCUAAAGAGGGACAUGGAGCUGCUCCCAGAUGGAGACCUGACAAUAAUCGGGGACAGGGGAGCCACACUCAGCGGGGGACAGAAAGCUCGUGUCAACCUGGCAAGGGCUGUGUAUCAGGAUGCAGACAUCUACCUGCUGGAUGACCCUUUGAGUGCUGUGGAUGCUGAGGUCGGAAGACACCUGUUUGAACAGUGCAUCUGUGGCCUGCUGAAGAACAAGCCUCGUAUCCUGGUCACUCACCAGCUGCAGUACCUGCAAGUAGCCGACCAGAUUGUUGUCCUCAAGGAGGGUCACAUGGUGGCAAAGGGGACGUAUACAGAGCUGCAGCGGUCUGGAGUGGACUUCACCUCCCUGCUGAAGGAGGAGGAGGAGAAACAGCCCCCUCCAGACAUCGUCGCCAGGAGCAGAACUCUGUCCCAAAACUCACAGACCUCAUCUGUGCACUCGAUCAAAGAUGGAGACCAGCUACCGUCCGAGCAUGUGCAGACCGUAGCAGAGGAGAGUCGUGCUGAGGGAACCAUUGGAGCGAGUCUGUAUGUCAAAUACCUGAGAGCUGGAGCCAGCAUCGUUGUUCUGCUGGUUGGCAUAGUGGUCAGCAUUCUGGCUCAGGUAGCAUACAUCAUGCAGGACUGGUGGCUGGCUCACUGGGCUGACGAGCAAGAUAAGCUGACUGCCAACAGCACCGUCAUCCAAAACGGGCUAAACAUCACUGCAGAGCUGAAUACAGAUUUCUACCUGGGUGUUUUUGGAGGUUUGACAGCAGCCGUCAUCUUUUUUGGCUUCAUCAGGAAUAUUGUCCUGUUCAACAUGUUAGUGAGGUCUGCACAGUCUCUGCACAACCGCAUGUUCAACUCCAUACUCAAAUCACCUGUGCACUUCUUUGACGUCAACCCUAUUGGAAGAGUCUUAAACAGGUUUUCGAAGGAUAUUGGCCAGCUGGAUUCUAUGUUGCCGUGGACUUUUGCUGACUUUGUUCAGGUGUUCCUGCAGAUUGUCGGGACGAUUGCUGUGUCGGUGUCAGUGAUCCCCUGGAUCCUCAUCCCUGUUGUCCCCCUCCUCCUCGUCUUCCUCUUCCUACGUCGCUACUUCCUGCAGACCUCCAGAAACAUCAAACGCCUCGAGGCCACAACUCGGAGUCCGGUGUUCUCCCACCUCUCGUCAUCUCUUCAGGGCCUGUGGACCAUCCGAGCCUUUGGAGCCGAGGAAAGGUUCCAGCAAGCCUUUGAUGCCCAUCAGGACCUGCACUCAGCGGCCUGGUUCCUGUUCCUGACCACCUCCCGCUGGUUCGCUGUUCGUCUUGACGGCCUCUGCGCCAUCUUUGUUACUGUUGCCACCUUUGGCUGCCUGCUCCUAAGAGACCAGCUGGACGCUGGCUCCGUUGGUCUGUCUCUGACUUACUCUGUUACACUGAUGGGCAUGUUCCAGUGGGGUGUCAGGCAGAGUACAGAGCUGGAGAACAUGAUGACCUCGGUCGAGAGAGUGGUGGAGUACACUGACCUGGAGAGUGAGGCACCCUGGGAAACCCAGAAGCGUCCUCCUCCUGAUUGGCCCAGCAAAGGCCUGGUGACGUUUGACCAGGUCAGCUUCUCCUACAGCCCCGAAGGACCGCUAGUGCUCCAGAGCCUGAAAGCAAUGUUCCGACCCAAAGAGAAGGUUGGUAUUGUGGGUAGAACAGGUGCUGGGAAAAGCUCCCUGGUCUCGGCUCUCUUCCGCCUGGCCGAGCCUCAGGGGAAGAUCUACAUCGAUGGUGUUCUGACCUCUGAGAUCGGCCUCCACAACCUGCGCCAGAAGAUGUCCAUCAUUCCUCAGGACCCAGUGCUUUUUACAGGCUCCAUGAGGAAGAACUUGGACCCUUUCAACCAUCACACUGAUGAAGAUCUGUGGAAGGCUCUGGAGGAGGUGCAGCUGAAGUCUGUGGUGGAGGAGCUGCCGGGGAAGUUGGAGACGGUUCUGGCCGAGUCGGGCUCCAACUUCAGCGUUGGCCAGAGGCAGCUUGUGUGUCUGGCCAGAGCCAUCCUCAGGAAGAACCGCAUCCUCGUCAUCGACGAGGCCACAGCCAACGUGGACCCAAGGACCGAUGAACUGAUCCAGAAAACCAUACGGGACAAGUUCAGAGAAUGCACCGUCCUCACCAUCGCUCAUCGUCUCAACACCAUCAUAGACAGCGACAGAAUACUGGUUCUAGAUGCAGGGAAAAUUCAUGCCUAUGAUGAGCCUUAUACCCUGCUUCAAGAUCCAGAUGGCAUCUUUUAUAAAAUGGUUCAGCAGACCGGCAAGCAGGAGGCAGCAGCUCUACUAGAGGCAGCUAAACAGGUUUACAACAACAGAAGCCAUCCUAGCAUAGCAAACGGAGUAACAGCAGACGGUAACUUGGUUAUCUUUGAGACAGCUCUGUGAGCUCCGGGAGGCUCUGACUCUCUAAACUUGAAAAAGUGCCUGGGCUCGUACUGCACCCCUCCAGCCUGUGGUGACAGCACCCAGGGGCUGAUAGAAGGACCCCAUCCACUCCAGCUGCUGAGGAGACAGGAUCUGAAGAGGUUCAGGUGGGCUCAGUAGGGUCGUGAAUGGCUGAGCCAAAUACACGCACAUUAUGCUGCUGUUUUCUUCAAGCCAAAAGAGCUUGGAGAUCACUGCUGUAAAACUGUUGAAAUAAAUCACUAUUUAUUUUCAAUGCUUCAUAUUUAUCUUCUGUUAUUUGCUGCUCAGUAUACUGAUGCCUUGGAGAAAUUGCUUUUAAAUGGCUGCAUAAUCCUUACAACAUUGUUUGUGCCUUAUUUUAUGUUCAUACACACUAAUUUAACCAAUGAUAUUAUCUAGAUUUAUCCAAAGUUGCCUUUUUUUUAUAUAGGAAACAAUUAUUGCACUUGAUUUCGUACCAGAUUUAAGGAAUUACACAGCAGCAUUCAUUUCUGUAAUCUCUACGAAUGUUUUGUUUCAGCCUUUAGAUUCUUAAAUGUUCUUUUUUUACCGUUCCUACUCAGUUUACAGGGAGGAAGCUCAGGUGGCAAUCUGAAUGCCUUUCCUACAAAUCGUGAAUUAAUUUUUGUUAAAAUUAUUUGACACUUUGUUUUGUUGGUUCUUUCCAUUAAAAAUGCGUCAUGACUAUCUGACAUGUUAAUACUUUGUUGUUUCAACUGCCAAUUUGUACAUUUCUUAUGUCAACUGCUGCAUAAACACUUACAAAUCUUA
Messenger RNA from Perca flavescens (yellow perch), 4909 nucleotides. RefSeq names its product ATP binding cassette subfamily C member 4 (PEL blood group) (gene abcc4). Gene Ontology annotation, molecular function: ABC-type transporter activity; ATP hydrolysis activity; chloride channel activity. Lineage: Eukaryota; Metazoa; Chordata; Actinopteri; Perciformes; Percidae. The transcript has 31 exons. Gene Ontology annotation, cellular component: plasma membrane. The coding region runs from base 182 to 4117 and encodes 1311 amino acids. Gene Ontology annotation, biological process: monoatomic ion transport; transmembrane transport. The record is from RefSeq and is a predicted model, not a curated record.